Messenger RNA from Schizosaccharomyces osmophilus, 2037 nucleotides. RefSeq names its product RNA-binding protein Nop4 (gene nop4). The record is from RefSeq and is a predicted model, not a curated record. Gene Ontology annotation, molecular function: RNA binding. The transcript has a single exon. NCBI's taxonomy places the organism in Eukaryota, Fungi, Ascomycota, Schizosaccharomycetes, Schizosaccharomycetales, Schizosaccharomycetaceae. Bases 1 to 2037 code for a protein of 678 amino acids.
AUGACUACCAGCAGCACAUUGUUUGUGCGAAACCUUGCGUUUGGGACGAAGACAGAUGAUCUUUCAAAUUUCUUUUCAAAUGUCGGUCCUAUCAAGCACACGGUAGUUGUUACCAAUCCGGAAACAGGGGAAAAUCGUGGUUAUGGAUUCGUUACAUUUUCGAUGGUUGAAGAUGCGCAACGCGCAAUUCAAGAAUUAAAAAACAAGAAACUAAACGGUAGGAUUCUACGUUUGGAUUAUGCUGCUCACCGUAAACGUACCGGUCCCUCUGAGGACAAAGAAAAGGAACUGAAGCAAGUCAGUAAUCGAAAGCCUGAGGGUCCUCGAAAGGAUAACCGUCCUCGAUUGAUUAUUCGUAAUCUUCCUUGGUCAAUAAAAAAACCAAAUCAUUUGGAACCUUACUUUGAAAAAUUUGGAAAGAUUCGAGAAAUUCGAGUGCCCACAAAACCUGGCGGUCAAAUGUGUGGUUUCGCGUUUGUAUGGAUGCAAGAUCGUGAAGCUGCCCAAAAGGCUAUGGAAGCUGUCAACGGUACUAAACUUGAUGGCCGUCUCGUUGCUGUUGAUUGGGCUUUGAGUAAGGAUGCUUAUGAGUCGAAUGCAACAUCACAGGAAGAACCCGAUGAAGCUUCUAAAGAAAACGAUGAAAGCGAUCAAGAAGAAAUUGAAGAAGAUGCAGAGAGUGACACUGUUGCUCAGCAUUCUUCUGUUGUACCCGAAAACAGUGACGAAGAAGACUUGAAAAAAGGUGAAGGAGAGGAAUCAGAAGCAUCUGACGAGGAAUUGAAUCCCGAAUCUGAAUCUGAGGAUGAAGUUGUUCAUCAAAAACAAAAUUUGGGCGACACAAUAUUUGUUCGUAAUAUCCUGUUCGAGUGUACCGAACAACAAUUAUACCAUCAUUUCCGUCAAUUUGGUCCUUUAGCUUAUGCGAAGAUUGUCAAGGACCCUGUCACUGACAAGCCUUUAGGCAGAGCCUUUAUAAAAUUUCGACAUGAAAAGGACUGCAAUGAGUGUCUUGAAUUGGCCGCCCAAGUACCAAAAGCCGAUCCUACUGUGGCUGAACAACGUCUUUUGCCUUCGGUAUUGGUGGAAGAAAAUGUGGACUCGGAUAGCGUGGCUUCUCGUUUUUUGUUGAACAAUCGUCUUCUUAAUGUCUCAAAAGCUGUUACCAGAGAAGAAGCUGGAGAUCUCACUCAAAAGAGUAUAGCCGAGCGAAAACUGAAAUUAGGAAAGGGAGUGGAUAGGAGACAUUUGUUUUUGUUGAACGAAGGACGCAUUGGUCCGGGACAUCCUCUUUUCGAAAAAUUGCCAGAUACCGACAAAUCAUUGAGAUCUAUGUCUAUCAGUCAGCGUAAAAAGCUUUUGGAGACCAAUCCUACUCUCCACUUGUCUUUAAACAGACUUUCGAUUCGAAAUAUGUCUCGCCACAUUGACCAUAAAAUGUUGGCAUUUUUAGGUCGUCAAGCUAUUCGCUGCUUCAAAGAGGAAGUUGAAAAGGGACUUCGUCAAGACCUCUCUGAUGAAGAGAAAUCUCGUGACAAAGAUCAAUUUAUAAAACGCGGUAAAACCGGAAGCGUCUUAAAACAAGCCAAGGUCGAACUCGAAAAGUCGGGUGCAGGCAGAUCCAAAGGUUAUGGCUUUUUACAAUUUGUUUCUCACAAGUACGCACUUAUGGCCUUGCGCUGGUUAAAUGGUAGGGAAGUCACUGUUCGUAAGAUCAUCCAAGAUGAAAUUGAAUGGGCACGUUCUCAUAAACUUCCAGAACCAGAGAUGCCUACAGUGGACUUUAAUGAUCGACCAAGAAGACUGAUUGUUGAGUUUGCCAUUGAAAAUAUCAAGGUAGUCAAGCGCCGCCAAGAAAAAGAAAUUACUUUCCGCGAUAAGGCAAAGCAAAUGCGAGAAAAGAAAGAAGAGGAAGCUGUACAGCUGAAACGUAAACGAAAGGAUUCUUCAGGAGAUGACAGUGAAAAGGAGAAAAAGGUUAAGGUUGCUCGCAUCAUUCAACAGAAACGUAUGAAAAGAAGACAACGAAAAAAUUAA